AUGUAUUCAUCAUCUAACUCCGAGGUCACCGAGCCUACCUACACCCCUUCCCAAUUCUCCCAGCUCUUCAGCUGUCUCACCUCCACGAUGCCGUCCCCUAUAGAAACCCCUGGACCCCGGGGGACCAACGCCAUCAACAACAUCAGCGACACUAACAAGGACAAGGGUGCACCCAACCCCAGAGACGAAGCGACACAGUUGAGAGUUGGAGUUUCAGGUCGAGGAACACAUCCACUUCCGGUUGAGUUUCCGCCUUUAGCCGCAUUUGAACAUGCAGGAAUACUCUCUACGGCUCCUGAUGAGGUGUUGCCAGGUACCUUUAUGAUCACCGACGAACACCGCAGAGAUGAUGAUGAUGAUGAAGAUGAAGAAGGAGAAGAAGGAGAUGAGAUCCUCUUCAUGCGGCCGAGCCCUAACAGCAGCCACGCCUCCAGCUCGCGGGUUGGUACUAUGUCCCGAAGCAGAUAUAGUAUGUUAGGGACCACACAACGGGAUGGGAAAGAUGAGAGUGACAGUGACAGCGACAGUGAUGGUGGUGCUCCACUCUUUACGCCCUCUAGAGAUAAAACCCUCGGCAACAGCGGCCGUGAAGAAAACCGAGCCAAAAGAUUCGAUGGUUCAGAUCUCGGUUGUCCAGCACAACUGGAUGACAGACACCAACAAGAGUUCCAGCAUGGCCACUGGGCCAAUUCGAACACAAAAGCAGAUGCUCUGAACAUAUACCACCACCGACCCAAGACGCUGCUUGCCUCAUUUCGCCCUGGGAUUCCAUUAGCGCUAGGAAUUCGAACCGAACCUGAUCCUGAUGCCCAUCCCGCGUACUUUUCGACGCGCUUUAUAGUCCAACGCGCUGUGGCACGGUUGCAGGCACGACGACUCAACGGUCUCUCUUCUUUAGAUUAUCCGGAGCGGAUCGAAUCCUUGACAGAUGGCGAGCAGCAGACGAACGGCGUCGAGCAGCAUCAUAUCAACGGUAGAGGUACUUAUUACAACCCCCCUGCAAGCCCUCUUCCAACCCAAGCUUCCAAACCGCUCACCACAACUACCACUACUAGAAAACCCAACUACUCCAGACCGCCCACAGAAACUUCCACUACCGAAAAUCCCACCGCCUCCAUCCAACUAGGACCCUUCACCCUCUCCCCUUCCGACGUCGCCCUGCUCGCCUCGUCUGAAGCGUCCUUUGAACGUCUAACGACGCCCAAGUUCCAUCCUGCUUUUAGCGGUAGCAGCAGCAGCAGUAGUUACUCCCAUCGGGAAUCUCGCCUGGUUCAAGAUAGCGCGGAGGAAUGGACGGAUGUUUCACUUGAUGGUGGAGGUGGAGGUGGACUGUCGGAGGAGAAGAAGAAGAAGAUGAAGAAGGAGGAGGAGGAGGAGGAGGAGGAGGAAGAAGAGAAAGAGGGAGAAGAGGAGGGGGAAGAGGGAGGAGGGGAGGAGGAAGAGAAAGAGAAAGAGGAGAAAGCGAAAGACGGGGAGGAAGAGAAGGAGGGAGAUGAAGAAGAGUGGGAGGAGGAGGAGGAGGAGGGAGAAGAGGAAGAGGGAGAAGAGGAAGAGGGAGAAGAUGAAGAGGAAGAAGAUGGAGAAGAGUGGGAGUGGGUGGAUCAUCCAAUGGAUAAGUAUCGUGUAGGGUGUAUGCAUAAUUAUAUGGAGAGAGACAGGGGGUAUGUAAGGAAUGAGGGGUUUGGAAGGAGGGAGGAGGAGUAG
Neurospora tetrasperma FGSC 2508 is the source of this 1704-nucleotide messenger RNA. RefSeq lists its product as uncharacterized. Bases 1 to 1704 code for a protein of 567 amino acids. NCBI's taxonomy places the organism in Eukaryota, Fungi, Ascomycota, Sordariomycetes, Sordariales, Sordariaceae. The record is from RefSeq and is a predicted model, not a curated record. The transcript has a single exon.